This is a messenger RNA of Ilex paraguariensis (yerba mate), 690 nucleotides long. The record is from the annotation of a GenBank genome assembly. NCBI's taxonomy places the organism in Eukaryota, Viridiplantae, Streptophyta, Magnoliopsida, Aquifoliales, Aquifoliaceae.
AUGCCCUGGGUUCAUGGCAAGAAUCAUCAGCGACAAAGCGAGGAAAACCAGGAAUGCCCUGAAAUAUACUUAACUUUGGGUAACAACAGCAGCUUGGGCACCGGCAGUGAAAGAGGUGAAAAUACUGAGCAAUCACAUCAUCAACCUCCUCCUGUGGAUGAUGCACCACAAUACAUUGUCACAGGUUCACUCAAUCAUAGUUCUGCAGUGCAAAGCCCGACAAAUCCUGGAGCAUUUGGGACGUUAAAUCCGAUCCCGACUACAGACAAUAUAGAAGAGGGAGCUGAGAUUUUAUACAAUAGUGUGGCUAAAAAUGGAAUGUCAAAUGAGAAUGAGGAUGAAAGUUUGCCUAUUGCAUUGGAAAUGACAUCCAAUCACUACUACAAACCAGUUUUAUCUAACUUCAGUAGUGCCAAACCUGCCAUAGAUUAUUAUGCCAGUUUAUCAAAUAAUCGGCAACAACAAUCAGAUGACUUCUUGGAUUAUCUACCAGAGAUGGAUGACUUUGUUCACGACUUUCCCGAAGUUCCAGAUGGAUUGGCUAUUAAACCGAGCUCAUCCUUGCAACAAUGUUUCUUUGAAAUUGACCAUGUCUUCACUGACCAGCGAUUACAGAACCAAGAGGUGAAUGGGGGUCAAGAACAUCCUAUUUUCCUAGUAGAUGCUGAACCUUCCAUAUACAGGGACUAG